This is a messenger RNA of Acyrthosiphon pisum (pea aphid), 2051 nucleotides long. RefSeq names its product ionotropic receptor 21a. The transcript is spliced from 11 exons. The record is from RefSeq and is a predicted model, not a curated record. Gene Ontology annotation, molecular function: ligand-gated monoatomic ion channel activity. Lineage: Eukaryota; Metazoa; Arthropoda; Insecta; Hemiptera; Aphididae. Gene Ontology annotation, cellular component: membrane. Bases 94 to 2013 code for a protein of 639 amino acids.
AUAUGAAACAUAACUAUCUGAUCACUAGAUCACAUAUGUAUUUAAUUUUUGUCUGACCAUUUGGCUACAUUUUUUCAGGAUGUUCUGCAAACAAUGUUGCCAUCGUUAGAUACGAUAUCGUACAAGCUCUUUAAUGUUUAUGAAUAUUCUUCAAAAAGGACUAGAGUUUCGGAGUCUAGAUGCGUAAAUUAUAUAAUAUUUUGUCAAGAUCCUGAGAUCACGGCAACUAAGUUUGGCAACGCGAUUGAUAGCAGAGUAUUCAUAGUGACAAUUGGAUCCAAAUGGCAAAUACAAGAAUUUUUCAAAAGCCCAGCAUCCCAAAAUAUUAUGAACUUAUUGAUUGCUUCCGCCGGACCAGCCUUACAGGAAAAAAACAAAAAUAUUAAGAGCCGUUCUUAUCAUGUCCUAACCGGAGUUAAGGCUAACCGGCAGAAUUCUAUCGGUAACACAAAAGAAAUUCUGCCAGAAGUAGCUGAUAUCAAAUUAUAUACACAUGAAAUGUACAUAGAUGGCUUAGGAAGUAGCGCCCAAACAAUUUUAACCACGUGGAAACUGAAUAAAUUUACGAGACCGGAGGUUGACUUGUACCCGGUCAAAUUAGUUAAUGGAUUUCGGGGACAUCGAUUUAUUUUGUCUGCCAUUGAAAACCCGCCAUUAGUAUUUCGGAGCGUCGACAAAGUUUUAACUCAAGAACAAUCCACGUCGUGGGACGGGGUCGAAAUUCGAUUGUUACAAAUAAUCUCGCGAGUAUUGAAUUUUACAUUGGGAAUACACGAUGCAACUUUUUCAAAAUCCAGAAUGCUUAUUUUUUUUUUCAUUAGAGGCGAAGGUGACGAUCGGAUCAUUGGAGAUCUAGUGGCCUCCAAAGCUGAUAUCGGAAUUUCAGGUUUAUACAUGACCAACGCUCGUUAUUCGUUGGUCGAUUUUUCUCCUGUUAUUUUGCAAGAUUGUGGGACAUUCGUAUCUUUGGGAUCAUUUGCUCUGUCCAAGUAUAGGGCGAUAUUCGGUCCAUUUCACUGGAGCAUUUGGGUUAUGGUGGUGAUCACUUAUAUGGUGGCUAUAUUUCCCAUAGCGUUCACAAAUAACCGUAAUGUGGGAACGCUGUGCAAGAGUCCCAAACAGCUGGAAAGCAUGUGCUGUUAUAUGUUCGGGACAUACACAAAUCUGUUCACAUUUAAAGACGUCAAGUCUUGGACCAAUACCAAAAUGGGAUCAACCAGACUCUUUAUUGGAACGUAUUGGAUUUUUACGAUUAUUAUUACGACGGCCUACACUAGUUCGAUAAUAGCAUUCAUAACAUUACCAGAACAACCGGUGAUAGUGGAUAAAUCAUACCAAUUGGUCGAUCAAGGCUACAGAGUAAUGACAUUAGAUAAGGGUGGUUGGCAACAUUAUUUAAAUAUUACCAAUGAUACAAUGUCUAGAAGGUUAUUGUCGAAUAUAAAGCUUAUGAAGAAUUUAGAUGAUGCAAUAGAUUACAUUGUCAGAACCAGGUUUAUAUUAGACUAUGCAUUUCUGGGUUCUAAAAUUUCACUCACCUAUUUAUCCCAAAACAACUUCAUUCAAAAGUAUGUACCUAUAAAAAUAUUCCUUCACGUUGCUUCAGAGUGUUAUGUUCCAUUUAAUAUUGGUAUAGCCUAUAAAAAAAAUUUUGUAUUUCGUAACAUAUUUAGCAACUUCAUACUCCGAGCACAACAGAGUGGUUUAGUUACCAAAAUAAUUAAAGAUAUUGAAUGGGAAAUCACACAAAAGUCUGGACCAAACUUAAUAAUUGCUCCUGAAGACCGUCAACUUGCAUUGGAUGAUGUCCAAGGCAUGUUUGUACUAUUAGGCGGAGGCAUAUUUCUGGCUGCUUUCACAUUGUCAAUUGAAUUUGUGAAAUGCAAAAGAGAAAAUAGAAAAAUUGCACAAAUCAAAAUUGAAAAGCAUUUGAAGAAAAAAAAGCGCUCUAAAUCCUUAACUGUCAGGGGAAAUACUACAGCUGAACCAUUUAGACCAUUAACUGCGUUUUAAAAUUACUUGUAACUAUACAUUAAUGCUAACAUGAGUAA